CAUGAGAUUGUCUUGCUGGGCCUCUCACAGCCCCGGGUCCUUAGCCUGGCUUUAGCCAUCCUGCUCCUCCUCUCCUACGCCACCGUGCUGCUGGGGAACCUGUCCAUCAUCCUGACCAUCCGUGCCGAGCCGCGCCUGGCUGCCUCCCCCAUGUACUACCUCCUGGGCAACCUCUCCCUGGUGGACCUGUGCUACACCUCGGUCACCACCCCCCAGAUGGCCCUGGGGCUGCUCUUUGGCCAUGCCACCAUCUCCUUGGGCGAGUGUCUGGCUCAGCUCUUCUUCCUGCACUUCUUGGGCUGCACUGAAAUCUUUCUCCUCACCGCCAUGGCCUACGACCGCUAUGUGGCCAUCUGCCAGCCCCUGCACUACAUGGCCAUCAUGAGCUGCCGCACCUGCGCCCGGCUGGUGGCCGGCUCCUGGAUGGGGGCCCUGGCCCACUCUUUGGUACAGACCCUACUGGCCACCACCUUGCCCUACUGCGGCCCCAACCGCAUCGACCACUAUUUCUGUGAUGUGGCCCCGCUGCUGGGCGUGGCCUGCACUGACACGUCCCUGGUGGAGAUCCUGGUGGUGUCCAACACCGGGGCCAUCUCCCUGGGCUGCUUCCUGGUGCUGCUGGUUUCCUACGGGGUCAUCCUGGCUGCCCUGCGGCGCCGCUCCGCUGAGGGCCGGCGCAAGGCCCUGUCCACCUGCACGGCCCAUCUGAUGGUGGUGGCCAUCUUCUUUGGACCCUGCAUCUUCAUCUACACUCGGCCCUUCUCCACCAUCCCAGCUGACAAGGUGGUGUCGCUGCUGGCCACAGUGGUGACGCCCAUGCUCAACCCACUGAUCUACACCCUGAGGAACACGGAGAUGAAGGGAGCCAUGAGGCGGCUGUGGGGCAGGUGGGUGAGAGCAGAGAAGUGA
Molecule: messenger RNA, 909 nt
Organism: Emys orbicularis (European pond turtle)
Lineage: Eukaryota; Metazoa; Chordata; Testudines; Emydidae
Product: olfactory receptor 4E2-like
Exons: 1
Coding region: 151-909 (252 amino acids)
Biological process (GO): G protein-coupled receptor signaling pathway
Cellular component (GO): plasma membrane
Molecular function (GO): olfactory receptor activity; G protein-coupled receptor activity
Source: RefSeq, a predicted model, not a curated record